UAUCUUUUGUUGCUGUGGUCGUUUAAUUGUGUAGUUUAUUCUAACAUGCAUUGUUUUAUCAUGAAUCGCUUUGAAAUCGACAUUUAACUGUAAUAAUGGAUGUUUUGUUGCUUAGAAUGUAUUAAAAACGUGUUUAUGUUGAUCUGCACAUAAGAUAAAGUGAUAAUAAUCAGAUAAAGGGAGAUUUUCAGAUGUGAUAUAUAUUUAUAAAGCCUCUUCUGGUGGCAGAUAAUCUCCUUUAGUCUCAGUAAAUGCGGUCUAACAAGAACUUGCCGUGUUUACUGGCGGGUCCGGGGCAAACAGGCAGGUGCCAGACAUAUAAACACACAGACCUCGUUCGUAUUCAGCACAGAUCCUCUCCUCCUCCUCCUCUUCUUCCUCCUCCUUUCACAAUUCACCGGAGCCCGGUGACUCCGGUUACGUUUUUACGAUGGCUCCGCCCUCUACUCGGUUUUGUCCAAAUCGGGCUUUUUGCGUCGCCGGAGCUCCCGAUUUCAAGCCGACGUCACGACCGAGUAAAGGGAAGAGCUGACGUCGAGGAAGAGUCACAGAGAGGAGAGGGCAGGAGGGAGGGAGGGGGGAGACUCUCAGCGCGGCUCGCAUUCAUAUCAGGCAUAUCUAUCCCCCUUCAUCCCUCCUCCUCCCUCCGUUUUACGUCGGUGUUGGCGCGUCGGGAGCCCCCCUGCUCCGGUGGAGUCCCAGGCUAUAUAAGAGACCGGCGAGCAGAGUCCCUCAACCAGAUUUACGGGUUCCGGACAUCUGAGCCAGAAGAGACGGCGACCUGCAGCCGCCGAUUCACCUGCACUCCGAAAGGAGGGACGAAGGGAGAAGGUUUUUACCCCCCCCCAAAAAAACCUUGCUCUGGAGAAAAAGAAACAGCUGAGAUGAAAGUCCAAUAGCACAUCUUCUUUUUCUUCCCCUCACUUCUACAAACCUGCCUCCGACGGGAAACUUCAGCAGAUCUUCUAACAGCGCUCCGCUUUACAACUUUUCACCCGGAGGGACGCUGACGGCUCGCCGCAGCAGCAACAGACCACGAUGUACCGCUCAACCAAAGGGGCGUCCAAGGCGCGACGAGACCAGAUCAACGCGGAGAUCCGGAACCUGAAGGACCUGUUGCCCAUCUCUGAUGCAGAUAAAGCGCGGCUCUCGUAUCUGCACAUCAUGUCCCUGGCCUGCAUGUACACCAGGAAGUCCGUCUUCUUCACACAAGAAGCUGGAUCUGCUGGUAGCGACCAGGAGAGGGCUGCGUUUCUGUCUUUUCACGAGCUGUCGGAGCUGAUGCAGGCGAUGCCGGGCUUCCUGAUGCUGCUUACCGGAGAAGGGAAGCUGCUCUACCUGUCUGACAGCGUCUCCGAGCACCUCGGACACUCCAUGGUGGAUCUUGUGGCACAAGGUGACAGCGUUUAUGAUAUAAUCGACACUGCAGAUCACUUCAUCAUGAGGACCAACCUGUCUGCUUCUACAUCACUUGAGAUGGACCGUCUCUUUCGCUGCCGUUUCAACACCUCCAAGUCGGUGCGGAGGCAGAGUGCCGGAAAUAAGCCAGUUCUGAUCCGCGCUCGCUGCCUCGCUCCACCCUCCACCGCCAGCUCCUAUUGGACCUCCAACCCGGUGUGGGUGUGUUUCUGCACCCCGCUGGAGCCACAGCCCACUCGCUCUGGGUCAGGGCCAGACAGGGACACGACCUCUGCCCCCCCGCUGGCCGAGACCAACCUGUUUCUGGCGUGUUUCCACUCCCAGCACGGCCGAGACAUGAGGCUCCAGGCGGCACAGGACAGCAUGACUGUGUAUCUGGGCUACGAUGUGACAGCUUUACGCUCCCGCUCCUGGUACGGCCUCCUCCACCCACAGGAUCUGUCACACGCCUCUGCUCAGCACCGCAGCCUGUUGAGGGAAGGUGGAGAGGGCAGAGCUGAGAUGGUGGUUCGUGUUCAGGCUCACGAUCUGUCCUGGGUUUGGCUCUACAUGGUGCUUCAGCUGCAGCACGGAGACAUUCCCAUCAGCAGCAACAACUACAUCAUCAGUGACUCUGAAGCCUGGUCGGUGCGCCAGCAGCUCAGCUCCGAGCAGACCCAGUUGACCCUGGUUCUGAGCGCCGGCCCGUCUCAGCCGGAGGGCCUGAGCCUGCAGUCUCCAGAGACCCUGUCCAGCCCAGACCAGGUGUUCACGCCCGGUAGCAGCGGUCUGUCCGCCCAGUCCUUUGACUUCAGCACGACCGGCUGCAGCGUCGGCUCCUCGGACGAGCCGGGCAGCUCCAUCGCCGAGCCCAUGCAGCUGGAGGGAGACCCUCGCUCCAGCAUCUCCUCUCUGGAGGAGGACAGCUUCUUCCAGCCGCCGCCGACAGAAACCCUCUCCGCCGCGUCUUCGCCGACUCCCGUCACGGUGGAGACAGUAGCAGAUUUGGACUUUUUAACCCAGAACAUUCUCCUGCCUCCGUCCUUCCAGCUCGACCCGCCGCUGCCGCUGCCCACCUCUCAGGCUCAGCAGACCAAAGAGUUCGUGUGCACCCCGCCGUACACGCCGCAGGUCGGAGGAACCAGCUUCCAGUUCAAUGAGCCGCUCUUCAGCUUCGACCCCACUGGCACCACAACGCCUCCUCCCUCUGCUACGACCGCCACCUCCUCCACCUCGCUGGCGCCCUCCGCCUCUUCCACAGCCCCGCCCACUACGAACCCCAGCCCCGCUCCGCCCACCACCCUCUCCACCAAGCUGCCCCUGGCUUUGCCCGCCCUUUCCACCGACCUGCUGUUCCCCGUUGAGACGUGCAGCGGCGCCCUGUACGAGAAGCUGCCCCCCACGCCCGACAGUCCAGGAGACGGAGAUUGCACAGUGAUGACUCUGCCAGAGGUCCGCGGGCCGCUUUACGUCGACGUGCCGCUCGGGCCCCUCCAGUGUCCCCCUGAAGGCCUGCUGACCCCUGAGGCGUCUCCCGGCAAACAGCCCUGCCUCACCUUCUUCUCCUUGGAGCGGGAGAAGGAACGGGCGGAGAUUUCCCUCCUGGCUCAACACAUCAGCUCCCUGGCUGAGGGUUUCUACCUGGAUCCUCUUUUGUCCAAACUGUCCCCCUCCUCCUCGCCUCCAUCGCCCUUCCUGUCCCCGGCUAUCGAAGCGGCGGAUCCAGUCCACAUGCUGAGGGAGUUUUAUCCCGUAAAAACAUGGAGAGGUCUGGACAUCCCCAUCUUCCUCGACGACGAUGACUCUCUGUUUGAAGAGAACAUCCUAGAAACGAUCCUGCAAGACGACUUCGCUCCCAACCUCUCUGCCCCCUCCAGCCCCACCUCCCCACACACCCCAGUGUGUUGGCACCAACCCUCCCAGUUUGAGGGAGCGGGCCACAUCUGUAGCGUCCAAUCGGCGCAAUGUAACUCCGUGGCCAGACGUGGGGCGAGCGUGGCGACGAAGGACGGGGAAGGGCUGGCGGAGGAAGCAAUGGAGAUGGAGGUGGAGGUGGCGUCGUCGCCCGUGUCGUCUUGCUCCUCCAUCCCUGCUUCCCCUCCCCUCAUCCUCACCGCCUCCCCGAGCCCCGCCGCCGCCAUGCCCGUCGCCUCGCCCACGCCCGCCGUGUCUUGCACUCAGUCCCUCCUGGAGGAACUGGCCGUCCUGGAACCCAUGUUUGGGGCAGGUGCCUCGAUCGCCCCUGGCUUAGGGCAACAACCUGAGUUGUAUCAACUCCAAUGUCAUCCAUCGCCACAGUGCUUCCACAAAGAUGGGAGUGGAAGUGUUCCUCCGUUCUAAAAUAAGUCUGUGACUUACUUCAUUAAGUAUGGCAUAUUGUCAUAUUUUGUGGAGACCCUUUUACUGAAAAGUAAAAAACAAUUAAGUGUAUAAAUAUACAUAAUGUAUAUACAACUUAAGGACUUCAUCUCCUACAUGUCUGCUAAGAACAAAGAUUGGCUAUAUAUUUUUGUUCAGUCAUUUCUUCUGUGUAAUACUGCAAAAAAAAAAAAAAAAAACUGGUGCCAGAUUCACAUGAUGACCGAAUGGACCCAGAACUGCCUGGGUUCUGGCUCCAUUUGGUGACCACUCAGCUAGAGGUGCACCGUCUGCAGUUUUCAGGUUACCGAUCUUUAAAAAAGCCUGACCUGCCGAUCCCGAUUUUGUCCGGUAACGAUUUUUACUGCCUGAAAUGUUGCUAAAUAAAGUCUGCAGACAUGUCCUGCUGGGUGGACAGUGGUUGAUUUUUAGUUGAUCAGAUCCCAAAUUUAAGAAAAUCGGGUCAGACUUAUCGGCAGAUCAAUUUAUCGGUGCACCUCUACUCUCCAGAGCUUCAGAGACGAUCAAACUCCAGAUACGUAUGUGUAUUCACUCGUAGUGAAAUAUCUGUUGUGAACAAAAACAAAUGAUGCAUUUCUUGCUAUUUCAGUAGUGGGAUGAAUCAUAGCACUUUUUUGCCUGACAUGCAGCAACGCAAACCCAAACCUCAAACGUUACAGGAAGUCAAAUGUUUACAAUCGUUUACAACCUAAGUGCGAAAACAAUCAGUAGAGGGAGAGAGAGAGAGAAACAAGAUUUCUUGUCUUAAAUCUUCUGAUUUAGUUCCCAGAACCAGACGGGUUCUGGUUUAAACGCCUUCCAAAAACAUAGAAAUGGAAUUGAAACCGGGAUACUUUGAGCUUUGAGUUUGCGACUUUUAAACCUUUAACAUCUCAUGGUUAUCGCUCCAUCUGAAAUCUUGUGUAUCGAUGUGAUUUGCAAACAAAAAGAAAACAUGAAGAACUGGACUCUGAUCAUGCCACAAACCCUCUGCUACUCUGUACUGUACAUUAAGACUCUGAAUGUGGACUCAUCGGGUCCUCCUCCUCUUCCUCUUCUUCUUUCCCUGCUUUUGGCUGUGGGGCAGUCGGCUGGAUAUUCUUGCAGCAUCAAUAUUUGCAAUGCUGGCAGCUUAUAGCGGCUCCUGUGUGCCUGAAACGGCCCCUAGACUCUGAACUCUUCAUCCACUCCGAACGAGUGGACGGUCGGCAUCGUGGCUCCACUGGAGCGCGGUGCAGCGAGGCACAAAUUUAUGGGAUACCGUCUGUAACUUUACGCAGUGAAAAACUAACAGCGGACAUUUGGUUUCUUUACCCAGAAGGAGAGAAAAAAACAUGUGAAUGUUCAUUUUUCAAAGUUAUUUUUUCACAAUAUUAUUCCAUAUAUUUAUAAAUGUCAGAGUUUGGAGCUAAAUAUUAAAUUUUGAAAACUAAACAUUUAACUCAGACUAAUACAUUUAGUUAAAAACUAAAUGUUUAGAUUUUAGACUUGUGAAUUAAAUAUUUAGUUUGGAACUCUCAGAUUUAUAAAUGUAGGAAUAAUAUGUUCAAAAUUUGACUUUGAAAAUUUAACAUUCUCAUUUUUUUUUCUUUGUUACCAGGUAAAUAAACAAAAUCAUCGCUGUUAAUGUUUUACAGUGUGACUUAACAAACGGCACUCCAUACGAAUUGACUAUGUUGAACGAGCGAUUCUUCUUUUUUGAGAGGGGUUUAGAAUACAAAAAGGUUUUGUUUUAAAAAAAUGAAAACUGGGGGGGACGGGUGCUAUUUCUAUUCAGUUACCAAACGACACGGGUUGAGAAUGGUACAAUUCCCAUGGUGUCGACAUGCUCACGUAGAGUUGUCUACGGUCAAGUAAAGGAUUGAUUCCUACGUUCUAGCUAUUCAAGGCUAAGUUAAUAUACAUGUGUAAAAAUUAUACUUCUGUAUGUGUGAUAUUUGAAGAAAAAAAAGCUAUUUCAUAUGCGUUACAUCUCAGGAUGUAGGCAUAUGUUCUUUUCUGAAAGGUUGUACACAUUUGUACAUUUGUAUGAAACAGCUACUGGUCUGUACAUACAGAAGAGAGAGAUUUUUAUCGCAUAAGAUGGAAUAUAUUCUGAACAUCUUAUUAUUAUUAUUCCUAUUAUUUACUGCAGAAUGGACAUUGUGAACCAGUGUUCUAUUGUGAUGCUUAUAAGUGUAUUUGGUUGUCAUACAAAUGCAUUUAUAUUAAAGUGCACUUAAUGCUGCUGAUGCA
Messenger RNA from Xiphophorus hellerii (green swordtail), 5991 nucleotides. RefSeq names its product neuronal PAS domain protein 4a (gene npas4a). Gene Ontology annotation, biological process: regulation of transcription by RNA polymerase II. Gene Ontology annotation, molecular function: RNA polymerase II transcription regulatory region sequence-specific DNA binding; protein dimerization activity; DNA-binding transcription factor activity, RNA polymerase II-specific. The record is from RefSeq and is a predicted model, not a curated record. Lineage: Eukaryota; Metazoa; Chordata; Actinopteri; Cyprinodontiformes; Poeciliidae. The coding region runs from base 1039 to 3738 and encodes 899 amino acids. The transcript has 8 exons.